Molecule: messenger RNA, 1720 nt
Organism: Diospyros lotus (date-plum)
Lineage: Eukaryota; Viridiplantae; Streptophyta; Magnoliopsida; Ericales; Ebenaceae
Product: 7-deoxyloganetin glucosyltransferase-like
Exons: 2
Coding region: 81-1490 (469 amino acids)
Molecular function (GO): UDP-glycosyltransferase activity
Source: RefSeq, a predicted model, not a curated record
AAAUACCAGAAUGGCUAUAAAAGUUUGAUGGGUAGGCUGCACUAGAAAGGAAAGGAAAGGAAAGGAAAGGAAAGGGUGAGAUGGCUUCUACAACAACUACAGACAGUAAGCCUCAUGCCGUUUGCAUCCCAUACCCAUUACAGGGCCAUGUAAAGCCAAUGCUGAAACUAGCACAGCUUCUCCACUCUCUUGGCUUUUACAUAACCUUCGUGAACACUGACUUCAUCCACGACCGCCUUCUCAAAGCUGCUUCUAUCACUUGUUUCGCUGACUUCAGAUUUGAAUCCUUCCCUGAUGGCCUCCCGCCAUGCAGUGAUGACUCUUCACAGGAUGGCUAUCUGCUCUCCGAGGCCUGCCAUAGCAACUUCUUGGAUCCGCUGCGAAGCCUCGUCGCGAGGCUCGGCAGCCGCCAUGGAGACAUCAGCUGCCCGCCGGUGACUUGUAUCAUAGCUGACGGCAUGAUGCCCUUCACCAUCACAAUUGCCGAGCAAAUUGGGGUCCCUGGCAUGCUCCUUUGGCCGACUAGUGUCUGCGCUUUCAUGGCCUUGAAGUACCACCACCUUCUCAAAGAAAAGGAACUUGUUCCAGUCCCGGAGGGACAGUUAGAUUCCAUUGUGGAGUGGAUACCAGGACUGAAAGAUGUGCGGGUGAGGGAUCUUCCACUAGUUCAUGCACCAAACGGUCUGAGCCCCAUGAGAGAGGCAGCCCAAGCCUUCAAAGCUUCAGGCAUCAUUUUCAAUAGCUUCAACACUCUAGAGCAAGAUCUCCUGGAUGCAAUCUCCUCUAUGUACCCUUCUGUUUAUGCAAUCGGCCCUCUCCAAAUGCUCCUCAACUCCACCUCCAGUGGUGGAGAACACCCAGAAUCUGUCAUUGGUUCCAGCAGCAUCUGGAAAGAAGAGGCCCAGUGCCUGCAAUGGCUCCACUCCAAGGAACCCAAUUCAGUUGUCUACAUCAGCUUUGGCAGCCGAGUGACAAUGACACAACAGCAGCUGCUGGAGUUUGCUUGGGGCAUUUGCAACAGUAACUACCCUUUCUUGUGGGUAAUCAGGCCUGACCUUGUCAAGGGCAGGUCUGCAAGGCUGCCUCCUGAACUGCUGGAGACAAUUGAAGGGAGGGGGUUCAUAGUUUCUUGGUGUCCACAGGAGCAAGUUCUCGACCACCCCUCGGUCCGGGUUUUCAUCACGCAUUGCGGCUGGAACUCCACGGUUGAGAGCAUAUCUGCCGGCAUGCCGAUGAUUUGCUGGCCAUGUCAUUGUGACCAACCAAUAAACUGUAGGUAUAGUUGCAGAAAGUGGGGGAUUGGGAUGGAAAUGGGUAAUGGCAUUGAGAGAGAUGCAGUGGAGAAGCUUGUAAGGGAGGUAAUGGAGAGGGGAGAAAAGUUGAAGCAAAGGGCUGUGGAGUGGAAGAAACUGGCAGAAGAGGCCACAAGUGGUAACAGUGGAUCCUCAUCCAUGAAUUUGAAGAAACUGGUUGAGGCAUUGUUGGGCUGAUCAAUAUGCUUCCAUCCCUCUUAACAAGUGGGGCUUAUCAUUUAUGCCACAACUUGACGGCAUUUCGUUAUUGGGUGGGUGUCAAUUUUGUUACCAUGUGAUUGCAUGAGAUGUGUUUUGAGAACUGUAUUCAUCUUCCUAUAAGAGUUUUUGACUCCUCGUGACCAAGCAGAAUGAAUAAACAAAUAUCACACAAAACAAGGCUCUUGUUUGGAGAAUCAAUGGAAGGU